Hemibagrus wyckioides is the source of this 2889-nucleotide messenger RNA. RefSeq names its product E3 ubiquitin-protein ligase TRIM62-like. NCBI's taxonomy places the organism in Eukaryota, Metazoa, Chordata, Actinopteri, Siluriformes, Bagridae. The record is from RefSeq and is a predicted model, not a curated record. Gene Ontology annotation, molecular function: zinc ion binding; protein binding. The coding region runs from base 1 to 1647 and encodes 548 amino acids. The transcript has 6 exons.
AUGGAGGUUAAAGACCAAGUACUAACAUGUCCUAUCUGUGCAGAUGUCUUUACAAAACCCAUACGUCUUCCUUGUGGACACAACUUCUGCUGGUCCUGCAUCCGUAUCGUUUGGAAUGAGGAUGAUGAUGAUGAUGAUAACGACUCAGAGGCAGGGCUGCGAUUCUGUCCUGAAUGUCAGAUCUUCCUUUCACCUGACCUGAAGCUUGAAAUCAACACAGAUCUGGAGGAUAAGGUACAGCAUGCCAGCAUGUGUGGACACAUGAGUGAAGAGACUGCAUUAAUGUCUUCUUCACUUAUCACGUGUGAUCAGUGCAUUGGGAGAUCUUCGGUGGCUGUGAAAAGCUGUCUGAACUGUGAUGCUUCAUUGUGCUCAGUUCACACUCUCCAUCAUCAGUACAGGGAACGGCUGAGAGGACACACACUUAUCGAACUGACCCAAGAUCCACUGUCCUAUAAGUGUCAGGAACAUGGAGAGGAGCAGAAGUUGUUUUGCCAGGAUGACCAGGCUGCCGUGUGCUGUCUUUGUGUGGUGUUCGGGACACACAAGAGUCACCGGAUCAUCCAGCUGCAAGAAGCCUGCUCGGAUUUCAAGAAAGCACUGGAGGAAAGAGAUGCAAAGCUCCUGAAGAACAGACACCAGGCUGAGUGUGCAUUACAGGACCUGCAGCGACUGGUUUCAGAGACAUCUGCUUUGGCUAACACCUCCAGAGUCAAAAUAGCAGAAACAUACAGCCACAUAAAAGACUUGAUUGUAAAGGAUGAACAGCUGAUGAUGGAUAUUAUAGAAAUGGAGGAACGUUACACCAUUAAGUGGUUAGAGUCUAAGAAAGAGGAUUUGGAGCAGCAAAUAACAAACAUGGAUUCUUCAUUAAGAGAAAGCAAAUCUCUCCUCCAAGAAAAUGAUCAGUUAAAGCUCCUCAAGCAUCUUAAAAGGCAGACAUUUUGGCCAAAAUUGAAAUCAACAGCACUGCCAUCAGUGGACACACACUCACACAGGAUGGAAACAGUACAACAGCUGGCUGAAAGUUUUUAUACAGCUGUAUUCCAAAUCACAAGCCGACCGUGGGCAAAUAUGAAGGCAAUACAUUUAGAUGCAGGUACAGCACACCCUAAUCUGGAAGUUUCCGCAGACCAACUGGAGGUUCGCUGGAGCAAACAGAACAGGAAGGAAAGCAAAGACACAGAACACAUCAGCACUGAGUACAGUAUCCUGGCCAAGGAGUCAUUCUUCAGUGCAUGUCAUUACUGGGAAACUGCAGUCUGGGAGAAACCAUACUGGCUAAUUGGUCUGUCAUAUGGGUCCAAUAUGCAGGCAGGAGAGAAGAAUGCAGCUCCUGACUGUAUCUGCUUGAACAAGACAUUCUGCUACAUCUAUCAUGGAAAUGGAAGAUAUCUUGUAUGUAAUGGCUCUGAGGAAACAAUGCUAGCAAUUGACAAGAAGAUCCAGAAAGUUGGGGUCUAUGUGGAAAUUGAGAAAGGAACAGUAUCUUUCUAUGAUGCAGACACAAUGACAUUGCUCCAUUUGUUUGCAGUAGAAUUUCUGGGUCCAGUGAGACCUUUAUUUAACCCUUGUCUUUGUUUAAACGAGCAAAACGCACAAGCUCUCAUCUUAUUAAACCAGAGAGGCCAAAAUGAGGUCUUAUAAAUUAUACAAUCAUAAAACAGUAUAAUGCAAAUGCAUGUUUUUUCCGUCAUAAUGCACCAUUGGUAUAUAACAGCUUGCAGAUAUGAACAUUGUGUGAGUCCAGUACAAGUUAUGGAACAUAUAUAAACAUAUUUCUUCUAUAUACUGAAUUUAAGUUCAUAAUUCAAUUUGUUAAUAUUUUUAAUAUGAUGCAAUGUUUAUAUACCUUCAUUUCAGGGAUAGAUGAGAAAAUAUACUAAGUACCAUCUGUACAAAUAAACUGCUAAGUAUUCCAUGCUCUGGUAUUUUGUGUGGAUACUAAACAGUAGUAGAAGCAGUGGUGGGAAGAAAUUGUUAUUUAACCAUCAUUACAGAUUUUGCCAUAUUAACACUGUAGCCACUAAAUAACGUUAGGACAUUUCCACAAUUUUUUUUUUUGUCUUUCUGCAGCAGACCAUCAGCAUUUCGAUAAGCAUCAUUCUAUCCCUAGAGUAUAGCUGCCUAAUUGCUUUCAUAUGUAAACAGGAAACUGAUUAGUAUAAUCGACUCAUUCUGGCAGCCAACAAAAUAUGAUUAAACAAACAAAGAAACGUGCUCAUUUAAUGUCUGGCUUGGUUAAGUAUGGAAUUAUCAUUAUAAAUUGUUGACCUUUUAGAACCUUUAUAGUGCAAUUGCUGCCCAAAAUAUUCUUUGACAUGUUUAUAAUCUGCUAUGCUGUUCGUGCAUUAUGUUGUUUGUGCAGAUUUGGAACUAUUAUAAAAAUUUACUAUUAAAAUUCAAGUAGAUUUUUUCACCAUGUGCCCCCAAAUCCUUUAGCGACACCUCUAGUUAAACAAUGUUGAACUCGUCUCUCUUUUUAGAGCUCUACAUAGGCAGCUGUUAAGCUAUACAAAUAUCCUAAAAUUUGGAUACUAGGUGAUAUCAGUUCACUUCGCAUGACCUAUUUAAUCUUGCUUGCAAGCACUGCAGCUAAAAAAUGCAUACUUAAAAACUGGAAAUCUGCGAACCCCCCCCCAGAGCAAAAACACUGGAUUAAUGAGCCUGUAUCUUAUAGUACCCCUGAGAAAAUAUUAUAUUCUGUAUCCCACAGAUUUUGACUAUAUUUGGGCCCCUUUUCUUGAUGCACUACCUUUGUUAGGCUUUAAUGAUUGACCAGGUUGUAUAUUCAUUGUUGUGUGUAUUUUUUCCUUUCUCUUAUUUUCUUGCUUCAUCUGCGGACAUUUUUGCUUCCAUUUAUUAUUAUCGUUAAUUAUUGUGUAAUUC